UGUCCAGUAACAGGUUCAUUUGUCUGAUGUCCCAAAUAAUGUAUAAAGCAAAGAAUAAUUUACUUCCUGGGUAAGAUCUCAUCUUAACCAGCCAGAAGGGGGAGGGGUUACACUUUAAGUGACUAAAUGUGUAUUUCAAUUUGUGGGCGUGUUUUUUAAAUGGUUUGGAUAUAAACCAACCAUAAAUCAAUUCAAAAGGAUGUACACAGAGUGACAGGAAGGGUUGGUAGGGUGAAUGUGAGGAUUCGACAGGAAGUCCUCUCCCUAUAGAAAUAACGGUAACACAGUGGGUGAAAGAUCAAACCGAAUCGAGAGUUUCAGUUGAACGUAAGUGGUGAAAGAUGUUGACCGUCAGCAGAACCGGUCGGACCGGACCGAGCUGUGCACGCCUCAGGCAGGCGGAACCGGUCCGACAGGUGAGAUCCCUCCGCCAGGUGAAGACCUACAAAAGGCUGAGCUCCGCUCUUCAUCUGUGAGUGCUUCUCAGGUGGAUCAUACAGCGUUAUAAACCAUGUUUCACCUGCUGCUGCUGGCCGGAGUGGUUCUGGGAGGAUACAUCCUUCUCAUACGGACUCUCUUCAAAAGAUCCAAAUGUAAAGGAAACGCAGCGAUCGCUGGCAAGACCGUCAUCAUCACAGGAGGAAACACUGGCAUCGGUAAAGCCACAGCUCUGCACCUGGCCAGGAAGGGAGCCAGAGUGAUCCUGGCUUGCCGAAACCGGGACAAGGCCGAGGGCGCCAUCGCAGAUAUACAACAGGAAACAGGAAGUACUGAUGUGUGCUACAUGCAGUUGGACCUGGCCAGUUUGAAGUCCGUCCGCUGCUUCACAGAAACGUUCCUGAAAACUGAGUCCAGGUUGGAUCUGCUCAUCAACAACGCUGGUCUGGUGGGUGACGGGCGGACAGAAGACGGUUUUGGUAUCCAGUUCGGGGUGAACCACCUGGGUCACUUCCUGUUGUCGUACCUGCUGCUGGAGCGUCUGAAGGAGGCGGGGGGAGGACGAGUGGUCACUCUGUCCUCCAUGGCUUACUGCUGGGGACACAUUGACCUGGAGGCUCUGAUGGUGAACAGACACCUGGGCACCGGCAGAUACAGCUGGCAGUUCUUCCAGGCGUACUGCAACAGUAAACUGUGUAACGUGCUCUUCACUCACGAGCUCGCCAAGAGGCUGAAAGGAUCCAACGUCACCUGCUACAGCGUCCACCCAGGUGUGGUUAAGACCGAGCUUUCCCGUCACGUCAGUCUGUGGCAGAAGGUCUUCAUCGAGCCCGUGGCCCGUCUGCUGUUCCUGGACCCGGAGGCCGGAGCUCAGACCACGCUGCACUGCUCCCUGCAGGAAGGAAUCGAGGUUCUGAGCGGACGUUACUUCUCCUGCUGUGCUGUGCAGGAAGUGUGCGCCGAGGCCCGAGACGACGUCGUGGCCCGGAAGCUGUGGGAGAUCAGCGAGAGUCUCUGUGGACUCUCUUAAGGUUAACUGACAGAUCAGAGAGCAGCUCUGUGUUCAGAUGACAGCUGAACUGUGCUGCUGUAAAAGCUUUUCUGAUCUGAACAAGACGACGGCAACGCCUCCCCCCAUCCCCCCCGCCUCCACAACGAUAUGCAGACUCCACCGGGAAUUCACCGAGAUCUGUCGACGCCACGAGGAGACGUGCCGCUGUUUGAACUCACUACUCAAAGAAAAUAAAAGAUGUGGAAGCUGAUUGU
Messenger RNA from Cottoperca gobio, 1704 nucleotides. Its product is annotated as dehydrogenase/reductase SDR family member 13-like. The coding region runs from base 512 to 1468 and encodes 318 amino acids. The record is from RefSeq and is a predicted model, not a curated record. The transcript is spliced from 8 exons. NCBI's taxonomy places the organism in Eukaryota, Metazoa, Chordata, Actinopteri, Perciformes, Bovichtidae.